Molecule: messenger RNA, 1179 nt
Organism: Clarias gariepinus (North African catfish)
Lineage: Eukaryota; Metazoa; Chordata; Actinopteri; Siluriformes; Clariidae
Gene: aqp8a.1
Product: aquaporin 8a, tandem duplicate 1
Exons: 5
Coding region: 36-812 (258 amino acids)
Biological process (GO): water transport; transmembrane transport
Cellular component (GO): plasma membrane
Molecular function (GO): water channel activity
Source: RefSeq, a predicted model, not a curated record
ACACAUGCACAGAGUGUUGGUGACCAUAGAGGAACAUGUCUGAUUCCAAGUGUGAGCUAUUUACUGUGGCCUGCGCAGAGACUGUCCAGAGUCAGAAAGAGCAGGCCGCCCCCAUGAGUUUCUUCGAACGCUAUGUACAGCCCUGCCUGGCCGAGCUCAUCGGCUCCACUCUCUUCAUAUUUGUAGGCUGCAUCUCAGUCAUCGGCAACGUGGGAAUCACAGGGAGCAUUCAGCCUGCGCUGGCACAUGGACUGGCCCUGGCUAUCGCUAUCGCACUGUUUGGAGAGAUCAGUGGGGGACACUUUAAUCCAGCCGUGACGGUGUGCGUGUACCUUGUGGGAGGAAUGGAGCUCGUCCUUCUUGUUCCAUACAUACUUGCUCAAAUGUUUGGUGGAAUGAUUGCAGCUGGUCUUGCCAAAGCCAUCUCCCCAGCUGUUGAGUUCAGUAAUGCAUCUGGGGCAGCAUUCACUGCUGUAAACAGUAGCUCUCAAGCAGGACCUGCUAUUGUGGCUGAAAUUGUGAUGACUCUUUUUCUGACCACGUCGGUCAGCAUGGGGGCUGUGAAUGGGAGGACGCGCUGCCAGUUCGCUCCCUUCCUCAUCGGCCUUACAGUGACAGCAAACAUCCUGGCUGGGGGUAUGGUCUCUGGAGCAUGUAUGAAUCCAGCUCGAGCUUUUGGACCAGCAGUGGUGGCUGAUUACUGGGGUUACCACUGGGUAUAUUGGAUUGGACCUCUGACUGGUGCUUUGUUUACUGUCAGCAUUGUCAGGUUAUUGAUGGGUGACAAGAAGACCCGCAUUCUAUUUAAAUAAUAGAGCUGCAAUAUACAGUAUGAGGAUUAUUCAUGGACAUACUCUUGCCUAAGCAGCCAAUUCAUGAUGCUAUGUACAAAGUCUCUCAUUAACUUUACAGUACCUACUUUUUUUCUUUCAUUAUUUUACAAAAAAAAAAAAAAAACGAAAAACCAUCUGACUGCCUGUAGCAGACAAACAAUUGUGUAUUAACUGUAUAAAACUGUAUUGUAUUUCUUCCAAUCUGCUGUAACAAUUAAUUUUCUACAUAUUUACUAUUGUGUAUUCUUAUAUAAUUAUGAAAAAAUAUGUAUAAAAUAAAACCUUUUGUUAAAUAAUAAUUUAGAUAAAAUUGUUCCUUGAGCGUGGCUAUGAACAUAAAAAAAGU